Molecule: messenger RNA, 1060 nt
Organism: Acaulospora colombiana
Lineage: Eukaryota; Fungi; Glomeromycota; Glomeromycetes; Diversisporales; Acaulosporaceae
Source: the annotation of a GenBank genome assembly
AUGGACAUCCAGAAGGCGUGCAAAGAAUUAUUAUCGAGAAUCGAACAAAUCGACGUGAGAAGCUCGCUUCAUUCCUCGAACGCGUCGAAAGAACAAGUCGUCCUGUUAAAUUCCUUAUUGAACAGUGAUAUUCCCCAAAAUGAUUAUAAAAUCUUAAACGUCGUGUCCGAAUUACUUUUGCAUCCUUUGCUGACCCUAUCAGUUUCAGAAUUAUUUCGUCCUAUCCUCAUCGACCUUGUUUCCCGCUGGUUAUUACCUAAUGAAGUUUAUCGCGACGAUAUGAUGGUUGACAAGGGUGCAGUUUUUCACGUAGAAAGGGUUGCCCUCGCGUUCAGCAAGUUACUACCUGUAUCCGUUUCAUUCUUUUCACGCUCUCCCUCACUUCUUUUGAGACUUGAUUCAAUGUAUAAGAGUCCCACCAUCGAAGAGGUGAAUUCGUCGGCAGUUACAAAAGACAUAAAAUGCCUACUGACGAUUGCCUAUCAACUUUUAAGAUUUUCCGCGAGAACAUUUGUCCCCCUGUGGAAUUGGUCUUCUCUUUUUCAGCUGUUAACAAGUUCCGAUGAAUCGAUUCGUUACUUAGCCAUUCAGUGUAUAAGUAUUGUCUUUGAGAUGAGCAACGCGCAACGCGAAAUUGCACGUCAAAUAUGGGUUUUCCCUAAAGGGGGAAAUGUUUUUAUAGAUUGGAAAGACAUCGAGACUUGUGACAUUAGAAUGCUGACUCUGCUGGAACAGGGAUCAAUCGCCAGGCAACAAAUUUCUCUGUAUCAAAAUGGUCUUGAUGAUUCUGCCCUUUCAAUAUCCUCUGAACUUGAAAAAAAUUUAUCAAGCUUAACUGUCAAUAUUUCGGGAAUUCUAUUGCCUCGAUCUACUCGACCAAUAAGCGUAGAAUGUUUAAGGAGCAAACAGCGCAUCGUGAUGACUGAGACAACCCAAAAAAAUUUGAGUGCAAUAUGUUUCGCCAUUUCCGUCGGUCUACCGGUGUUGUUGGAGGGUGAAACUGGUUCCGGAAAGACGGCCUUGGUAGAGGAGAUCGCGAUUGCAACUGGACGUGAUGAAG